Messenger RNA from Cylicocyclus nassatus, 1591 nucleotides. Lineage: Eukaryota; Metazoa; Nematoda; Chromadorea; Rhabditida; Strongylidae. The record is from the annotation of a GenBank genome assembly.
UGUUUCAGUCUCAUCAUAAUUUUCACCCAACUCCAGGAUGAGCGAGGGUCAUGGCAGGGCGUUUGCCUUGACAAUUUCGGUGUUGAUGGUGGUCACCGGUUCGCUGAACACCAUCUGUGCGAAAUGGGCAGACAGGAUGAAAGCCGAGGGAGUACCGUUCAAUCAUCCAUUUUUGCAGGCAACUUGUAUGUUCUUUGGUGAAUUCAUGUGCUUAGCUGCGUUCUUCAUUUUGUUCUAUUACAAGAAAUACCAGUGGAACAGGGCCAAUAUUACGGGAGUAGGUGGUUCUAUCACCGACAUAACAUCGGAUAGCGAACCCCAGUUACCCCAGUUCAAUCCGUUGGUAUUCCUGCCACCUGCCUGUUGUGACAUUCUUGCAACAUCCAUCAUGUAUAUCGGCUUGAAUCUCACCACGGCCAGCAGUUUCCAGAUGCUCAGAGGAGCUGUCAUCGUUUUCACUGGACUGUUAUCCGUUGGAAUGCUUGGAGCGCGGAUUCAGGGUUACAAGUGGAUUGGAAUGAUCCUCGUCAUCCUUGGGCUCGUAGUUGUUGGAGUGACGGAUAUCAUGUACGACGACGAUCCACUCGAUGAUAAGAACGCCAUCAUUACCGGGAAUCUUCUCAUCAUAAUGGCACAGAUAAUCGUGGCCAUCCAGAUGGUUUAUGAACAGAAAUAUCUGAACCAAUAUGAUGUGCCAGCUCUUUUUGCCGUUGGACUUGAAGGACUCUUUGGCAUGACGAUUCUGUCCGUGUUAAUGGUUCCAAUGUAUUAUAUUCAUGUACCUCACACGUUUUCCACCAAUCCGGAGGGUCGUCUUGAGGACGUCUUUUUUGCAUGGAAGGAGAUUUGUGAGCAACCAUGGAUUGCUGUGGCUUUAGCAGGAACCAUCGUCAGCAUUGCAUUCUUUAACUUUGCUGGUGUUUCGGUGACGAAAGAACUUUCCGCAACCACCCGAAUGGUACUGGAUAGUGUGAGAACACUAGUAAUCUGGAUGUUUAGUAUACCAUUCUUUGGCGAAUUGUUUAUCCCGGCUCAGCUCCUCGGCUUCGCACUUCUCAUCCUUGGUAUGUUCGUUUACAACGACAUCUUAAUUGGGCCAUGGUUUAGACAGAAAGUGCUUCCAAACAUGGGCGAGUCACCGUUUACCAGAUGCUGUUUCUCGAUAUGUGGUGCUGACCUCGUCGAAAGUGACCGAGAUAGCCUUCUCAAUGAGGAUGCAUAACACUACCGUAUCUCUACACCAAAGACCCCUCAUUCUAAAAUGGAUUUGAGCUGGAUUUGCUGUUUUUUUUUUGGCAGGUGCCAUUUUCUACCAUUGUCUCUGGUGCUUUGUUCUCUUCCUAGCUACUUUGUCGUACUCUAAGCUUCUAUUUUUUGGUCAUUAAGUAUGAGUCAUUGAGGGUUUAAGUUAUUUGAACUUUAUAUCAUGUACCUCUGAACAACUGUUUUUGAUGCAGAUUGUUCGGCACAUAAGGGCAUUCCUUGAGCGACUGCUUAUAUUUUGUAUAGUUUGAGUUUUGCUUCUUUACGAGUUUGAUAAUCGUUAAGAACGUGUUGGCUACGUGUUUGAAAUUUGCAAUUUCUAGUGGUU